AUGGCUUCAGGGUCGACAUCAACGGUCGCAUUUGGUGCGUUAGCCACCUUGCUUGGAUACGUGGGUGCAGAGGUAGCAUCGCUGGGAAUAUUCUCACGACUCCUUUGGCCCGAGCGCUUUUACAAUACCUCUAGUCCCAGCGACCUUGCUGCCAUGGUUGCUCUUUUACCGAUGGGGGGCCCUAUACACAAAGCCGCACUUGCGGCGCUCGAUCAUCUCAUCGCAGCAGGGCUCAACAAGGGUUACUGUCGAGGGGAUAUGCUAGGGACUGCGUUUUACGAGGAUACUAAGGUGACUUACUCUGUCAAGAAGGGAGCCAUAGACGAGGACACACAACAGAAAGAAGCCAGGAAUGGAUUUUGGAUACGCACUCUGAGACUUGUCAACUGGGAUGUUGUUGAUGCCAAAGCAAUGCCUACAAGGCAAACUACUACAAACAGCUUUCAGGAAGCUGAACAAAGACGGACUCUUCGAUCGAAACGACCCGUACUUUGGCUGACACUUGAAUAUGCAUCAGGUAGCGACAAAUCAGCGUCGGCAGCACCAGAAUCGGUAAAGAGCUCCGAUAUUAAUUUGGGACAAUCGGUCAGAGAGCUUUCUAAUCCCCUGGAUCUUCGAGCCGUUGGAGGGAUUAUUGCGACUGAAGCAAUAACUGUUUCGGUCGGUAUCUUUGUUGCAGCACACUGGAAAAGCCUCUUCUCGAUCUGGUUUCUCACUCCACUCCUUUGCAAGGUCUUAAGCCUCGCAUUUGCAGUCCGCCGCCAGGCUCUAAACACCAAACCUGUGCGCUCGAUCUCAUCGAAAUUACCAGUCCAAACCCUGGAACCUUCACGCCACGCAAUGCCCAACCAAUGGGUUGUUGAGAUCUCUGACACUCGAAGAGGCUUCCUGAUGAUCCAAGGACCGCGGGAUCUUCUGCUUCAAUUCUUUCAGCACUACGGUCACCCAGAGCGCUAUCGACGUGGCAUCAACGGUGAUCGCCUGCGUGAAGUCCUCUCGUUGGCUUUGAUUGUCCUCUGCAUCUUUAUAUUUCCCGCCGGUCUCGUCGCUUUCGUCUUCGCCCCUCAAGGGGUUCAGUGGACUUGGCUAGCAUACCAACUCUAUACCACUGUUGCCAUGCAUUUCUAUCGUUUUUGCAACGGUGACAGCUUAGGAUCCACCGAACAAAGGAUGGCUCGCGUGCUGCAAAAUCAACAGCCCGCAAGGUUCUGCGACGCUCAGGGUACAAACUUGUUAGUCAAAUUGGACAUUGACGUCGUUGACGGCAUGAUGCAGGGUAGGUAUGAGGUAGAUCGGCGAUUGGAUCAAUCUUUUCGGGCAUCACCAGGUCUACCAGCUUGA
Messenger RNA from Bacidia gigantensis, 1341 nucleotides. RefSeq lists its product as uncharacterized. Lineage: Eukaryota; Fungi; Ascomycota; Lecanoromycetes; Lecanorales; Ramalinaceae. The transcript has a single exon. Bases 1 to 1341 code for a protein of 446 amino acids. The record is from RefSeq and is a predicted model, not a curated record.